GCGGAACGGCCUCGGUGGCGUCGGCGGCCCGCAGGGCUCAUUGGGCGCGUGGUGCGGAGGGAUACGGCGGCUGGGCGUCGGUGCGGAGAGGCGGCGAGGCGGCAGAGGAGCGGGACGCGCUGCCGACGGCCGGCCCGGCAUCAUGGCCUCGGAGCUGGAGAGCCUCAACCCCGGGCAGCGCAUCAUGACCUUCCGCCCCACCAUGGAGCAGUUCCGCGACUUCAGCCGCUACAUCGCCUACGUGGAGUCGCAGGGCGCCCACCGCGCCGGGCUGGCCAAGAUCGUGCCGCCCAAGGAGUGGAAGCCGCGGCAGUGCUACGAUGACAUCGACGAGCUCGUCAUCCCCGCGCCCAUCCAGCAGGUGGUGACAGGGCAGUCCGGGCUCUUCACGCAGUACAACAUCCAGAAGAAAGCCAUGACGGUCCGCGAGUUCCGCAGGAUCGCCAACAGCGACAAGUACUGCACACCCCGGUACACGGACUUUGAAGACCUUGAACGAAAAUACUGGAAAAACCUUACGUUCAAUGCCCCCAUCUAUGGGGCCGACGUUAACGGCACGCUUUACGACAAGCAUGUGGAUGCGUGGAAUAUUGGCAGAUUGAACACAAUCCUGGAUAUUGUGGAGAAUGAAAGUGGCAUAACCAUUGAAGGAGUGAAUACUCCUUACCUAUAUUUUGGCAUGUGGAAAACUUCCUUUGCUUGGCACACUGAGGACAUGGACCUCUACAGUAUUAACUACUUGCAUUUUGGGGAACCCAAGUCGUGGUACUCGAUCCCUCCAGAGCAUGGGAAGCGACUGGAGAGACUUGCAAAAGGUUUUUUUCCAGGAAGUGCCCAAAGCUGUGAAGCAUUUCUCCGUCACAAGAUGACCCUCAUCUCUCCAUCAAUUCUGAAGAAAUACGGCAUUCCAUUUGAUAAGGUGACACAGGAGGCUGGGGAGUUCAUGAUCACCUUUCCUUAUAGCUAUCAUGCUGGCUUUAAUCACGGCUUUAACUGUGCUGAAUCCACCAACUUUGCUACUCUUCGGUGGAUCGAGUACGGGAAGCAGUCCGUGCUGUGCUCAUGUCGGAAGGACAUGGUGAAGAUUUCCAUGGAUGUGUUUGUGAGGAAGUACCAGCCAGAUCGUUACAAGCUUUGGAAAGCUGGGAAGGACGUGACUGUCAUCGACCAUGCUCUUCCAACCCCAGAGGCGGCUGAGUUCCUUAAAGGGGAUCUCAUGCAAAAAGUCAAGAAUGGGAAACAGUGUGCUGAGGAAAUGGAAACAGAAGAGACAUGUAAAGAGGAGGUGGAUGGGGACGAGAUGAAAAGCAUCCCCAAGCAUCGCAUAGGAACAAAAAGGCACAGGGUGUGCCUGGAAGUGCCUCAGGAGGUGAGUGAGAGUGAGGCCUUCCCCAAGGAGGAGCAGUAUGAAGAGGACAUGGCAGAGCCUCGUGAGAGGCCUAUGAGUGAACUUGUGCAGCAAGGUGAACAAAGGCUCAAACUUCCAGAUCGUGGGGACUCAGCUAAAUUUGAAGAAUUGAAAACGGUGAAGCUUGAGGAGGAAGAAGAACAAGAAGCAGCUGUACUGGAUCUCUCCAUUUCACAUGCUUCCAAUUCCACUUCAGCAUUGCCAGCAUCAAAGCAGAGUGCAACAUCCAGCGUUCAGUCCAGUUCGCCUGCGUAUUCUUGUUCUUCAGACUCUGAAUCGACUGAGCUGUUGGCAAAACGAACUCUUCCUGGGCCAGCUGGGGUGUUCACAGUCCACAGCUAUGCUAAGGGGGAUGCCAGUGGAUCUGACAAUGAACAGACUUCAGGGAAGAAAGCCAGUGCCACCACCAGCAUGAGUGAGCAAGAACUGAUAGAGGCAGCAAAGGAGUACAUCAGCUCAGCAAAGGACAGUAAGAAGUCCAAGGGUCGUCGCCAGCCCUUGAGCAAACUCCCACGCCAUCACCCACUCUUGGUUAAAGACUGCAUUAGUGAUGAUGAGGCACCAGAGCAGCUAACUCCUGAAGAAGAGGCUGAGGAGACAGAAGCUUGGGCCAAGCCACUCAGCCAGCUCUGGCAGAACCGGCCACCAAACUUUGAGGCUGAAAAAGAGUACAAUCGAACCAUGGCUCAGCAGUCUCCAUACUGUGCUGUUUGUAUGCUCUUCCAGGCAUAUCAGGCAGAAUGUGAAGGCAGCAGUCAAAACUCUGGAGUACCUCCAGCUGCUGUGGAUGGGAAGAUCCGAACUAAACCCCUGAUUCCUGAAAUGUGCUUUACUGCAACUGGCUGCAGCACUGACCUCAAUCUUUCAACUCCCUACCUAGAGGAGGAUGGAACCAGCGUACUCAUCACCUGCAAGAACUGCCAUGUCUGUGUCCAUGCAAGUUGUUAUGGUGUAUCCCCUGACAAGGCCACUGAAGACUGGAUGUGCUCCCGGUGUACAGAAAAUGCCUUAGAAGAGGAUUGCUGUUUGUGUUCAUUACGAGGAGGAGCACUACAGAGAGCCAAUGAUGACAAGUGGGUUCAUGUGAUGUGUGCUGUGGCUGUACUGGAGGCAAAAUUUGUGAACAUUGCAGAACGGAGUCCUGUAGAUGUUGGCAAAAUCCCCCUGCAACGUUUCAGACUGAAAUGCAUCUUCUGCAAGAAAAGGAGAAAGAGAAUUGCAGGUUGCUGUGUACAGUGCUCACAUGGUCGGUGUCCCACAUCCUUUCAUGUCAGCUGUGCCCAAGCAGCAGGAGUCAUGAUGCAGCCUGAUGACUGGCCAUUUGUUGUCUUCAUUACCUGCUUCAGGCAUAAGACUCCAUCUCAGGCAGAGCGAGCGAAGGCUGCACUCCAGGAUCUGUCACCUGGACAGAUAGUCAUCAGCAAGCACAAGAAUGGUCGCUUCUAUCAGUGUGAAGUGGUCAGCCUUGCAAAGGAGACUUUCUACGAGGUCAACUUUGAUGAUGGCUCCUUCAGUGAUAACCUGUACCCAGAGGACAUUGUGAGUCGAGACUGUCUUCAGUUAGGUCCCCCUGCUGAAGGGGAAGUUGUGCAGGUGAGAUGGACAGAUGGACAAGUUUAUGGAGCCAAGUUUGUCGCAUCACAUGCCAUCCAGAUGUACCAGGUGGAAUUUGAAGAUGGUUCACAGCUGAUGGUGAAAAGGGAUGAUGUAUAUACUCUUGAAGAGGAGCUUCCUAAGAGAGUGAAAUCAAGGCUGUCAAUAGCUUCAGAUAUGCGCUUCACAGAGAUCUUUGAAGAGAAGGAGGUCAGUCAAGAGAGGAAGAGGCAAAGAGUGAUCAAUUCACGCUACCGUGAAGAUUAUAUUGAACCUGCCUUGUACCGGGCCAUCAUGGAGUAAGCGCUGCCUGUGGCAGAGGAAGAAGAUGCCCACCUCCCCCAAGGAUUUAAAUGUUCCAGUACAACAGGCCAUAUUUGGAUGCUUCGAAUCCAGGGGUUUUUUUGGGGUUUUGUUCUUUUAUAUUUUAAGGAAGCUAAAAAGCUGUUGCUCUGCAGUAGCUGUAAGGCAGCUGUUGGAUAGUGAAAGAGAUCCCAUUUGCUGAAGCUGAUGCCUGCAAACUCCUGGUCUGAAGUUGGGUCCUCACCAAAUAAGCCAGCUUGGGAGUGUUGCUUUCAUCUCGUUGAGCAGUCUUGCUUUUUCAUUAGAGACAAUUUCGACAGGUGGCAAACUCUUUUGGGAGUUGUAGCCAGGAAUCACGGCAGCUGCAGAAUAGUGUGGUCUAUUGUUUUAACUGAAUAAUGUUCCUGAAUUUAGGAGUCUCCCUGGUGACCACACCUGGGCUUGAGCAGGCAGUAUUACUGGUGCUGGAAAUGGAACCUCUUUUAUACUUAUAUCCAUCUUUUUGUCGCAAGCAGCUUCAGUCUCUUGUUUCUCAGCGCCUCCUUUCUGAGGUUGAGCUGUAGGCUGUGCAAAUCCAACCAGAUAGGAGGUGCUCGUGUGAACAGGUGAAAUGUGAAAUUGAAUUCAGUAGGACAAAUUAUUUAACCUUCCAUUUAAUAUUUUUGUUCUGGUAGUGCUUUUGACUUACUUAAUCAUAAGUUAAACUGUAUUAGUAUGUGCCUCAGAACCAAUCAAAUCUGUCUGGAGCCCUGCACAGUGCAGCCUUCUAACAAGAAUAGAUGUUCAGCUCCCAAUAGACAUUCAGCUCCCAAAGAGUUUCUUUUGAGUUUCUCUAAGGCAAUAUGACUAAAGGGACAGAGUCCUAACUCUCCCUUCUUGAAAUCCAGGCAUCACAGUGUUGGGGAUGACAGGGCAGCAGCAUCUGAAGCAGUGCAGUCCCUCUUCUGUGGCAGCACUGUCUGUCGUGUGCCCGCAGGCUUUUGCUUACAGCAGCUAAUACUGGGUCUGAGACAGAUAAAGCAUGCACUGAGCUGUGUGUUACUGAAAGGCUGUGCAAUGCUCUUCUGAAGCAAGUGCUGCCAUGUUGCUGUCUGGCAAAGGUUACCGUAGCAUUUUUGUAGAGUGUUAGUAGGACACAUCUCAGUUGUGAUGGAGAGAACUUGCUACCCCAGCAACAGGAAGCUGAGUUGAGCUGGGUAAUAGGUGUGUACUCGGAAGAUGUGCCAACUUGCUCCUAGUAACUUAAGCAUUAACACAACACAGUAGGAGCAGUGUAAAUACCUGUUCCUUUCCCAUUCUGUAGGAAAGGGAUUUUAGGCUGUGGAGCAGAUUGGCCACCUUGUUUUUGCAUGGAAUGAUGGGGUGAAUUUUCCUACUGGAGAAAAUCGUGAUUGUGUGUUCUCCAGAAACUGUUCAAGAGGAGAAUUUUCUAAUGAAACAGACCUAAUGGAUCCCUGCUUCUAUAGGGACGUGGCAAUGUGUCUGCAAAGUCUGAAUUUGUAACUUUUUUCCUUUUGGUACAUAGGAUUGCUAUAAACCAAACUCUUCUGAAACCCCGGUGCAUCGACUUGUGAUUAGCAAUAAAAUGUAGUAUUGACUAGUGAUACAACUCUUGAUCAGAAAAGAAAUAAACUACCACUUUUAUACAGAAAAUCUUACUCAGCCCUACAUUUUUAUAGGGUCAGGAGGUCGAUAUAAGUAGCAAAGAUUUGCACAAUCACUGUUUUGCAUAGAGGUAAUCUGUCCUAUUUUUGUGGUGGAAUACCUCAUUCAUCAGUAUUGGAAGGCUUAAACAUUCUGAAAGGACAUAGUGGCUUUCUUUUGUGAUUUUUGGUUGCUUGUUUUUUUUUUUUCCUUUUUCCCAUGUCCAAAACUCCUGGUCUCAGGGUAUAAAAUGGUAUUCUGAUGAAUGGGAUAGUUGGCUUGAGAAAACCAGGAUCUGUUAAGACCAGAGUCUGGUAGCUGCAGUUACUCUGGUCCAGGCAUAGGAAUGAAAUUGCACUUUGACAUCUGAGCUUUCACAUAAGCCUCUGAAGUGAUGUGCUGUGAGCAAACAUAGAGAAGAGCUGGCAGGGCCUUAACAAACUUGCCUCUGUUCUGUCAGAGUUAAUUUGGUAUUAACUUCUCAUAGGCUGGACACUGCCUGUGAGUUACUGAAAAACAUACUCUUUGUAACAAUCUGCCGUUCUGCCUCAAGAGAAAAGGUCCCUGCCUUCAGGCUUUCUCCCCAAACUGCCAUGUAACUUAAAUGCAUCUUUUAGGUGCCACAUGCUACCUGUGCUGUAAACACCUGGCUCUACAGCUUCAUCCUAAAAUGAUGACCCAGAUACAAAACAGCUGGAUUUGUUUGGAGUGCUGUUGUUCUUGGGGUUGUUCUCAGAGCUGUCCUGUGUAGGGCCAGGAGUUGGAUUUUAUUGAUCCUCGUGGGUCCUUUCCAAAUCAGGAUAUUCUAUUCUUCAUUCACCUGCAGCAGGUUUUGCCACCCACCUCCAACAGUAUUGAGUGACUUUCAAGAGCUCCUGUGUGUAUUAUUUGUUCUGGAAGAGGAGCUUUGUUACCUGUUUUCUGCAGGCUCCAGAUUUGCUCUUGUCAGUUGACUGCACUGUGUUGGAAACCGCUGCCAUCCUGCACUCUUGAGACAAAAGGCCUUCCCAAUUCUCCUGUCAGUUCUUGUGCCGCAUCAUUCAAAUGUGAGCAUAUUGUACCUACUGCAGUCAGUAAACUGCAUUUUGGCUUCUCUCCAUGAACUUAAAAUUGGUGACCCUGAUGUUUGAGGGGUCUGUAUUAUUUGACUUUGCAAAAGCAGUUGGGUUUAUGGCUUGAAGUAAAACAGGUAGCAAUAAAAGCUCUGUACAGAGCAGCUGUCUCAAAGGUACAUAGGCUUUUCAUUACCUAGACUUUUAUUGUGUCUGAUAAUUUUCUUCAGUGUUUGUUUUUUUUUUUUUCUUUUGGAAGUGUUUUUAUCCCUGUUACAGCAUCAUUCCAGUGAGGGUGAGAUGCUGCCAGAUUAUCAGCUAGGCAGGUGUUUCUUGAAUGUGUUCAGUACAAAAUCAUGCUCAGUGUGCCCCACAGGAGCUCUGGUGACCCUUUGUUAGGUCCAUUGCAUGUGGUACUGCAGGCAGUAGACCAUUACUUCACUUUUCAUGAAACUUCCAUCUGUGACUGGUUCAGGUUGGACUCACAGGAAGCAUUUUUUUGUAUAAACAUAUAGUGGCUUGCCCUUAAUUCAGGAUGAGCUUCGCAAGCCAGUGAUAACUUUUCAUAAGAUUUAAAAAGGUGACUAUAUUCUUUGUAAAGCACCUGAUUGCAGUAAUGUUUCUGCCUGUGGCUGGACUUCUAGGAGACCACUUUUCCAUCAGCAGACCCCUCAGAUGACUAGGGGCAGUAUGUCAGUAGUAGGAUCAAUUCUCCUUGCUCCUUCUCUCUCUUCCCGGUGUUUUGAGCUGGGUUGAAUUGAUUCUGCACUGUUUGAGGAGCAUAGUCACAUAUCCCAAGGCUUCCAUCUCUGUUCUUCCAUCCUUUAACUGGGCUCCUGUUGUCUGACAUGUCUGCAGUUGUGCUUGUUUUUUUAAUGCAAACAUGGGAUGAAAUCAAGACUCUGGUAGCCUGUAUGUUGUUUUCAGUUUCCUCAAAUAAUAAAUCUAAUUUCAAAACAGACAAUCUGUAAACUAAUUUAAGAACUAAAGCAUUGUAACUUGGAAAUUCUCAUCAUGCUUCUAAUUUUUCUAUUAGCAUUGUUCAUUUCUAAUACUCAUCUCCUUCAUGCUUAUCCUUAUGAGUUCUUGGGUGUCUUUCAGAGGCCUAAGUGGAGUUCUGUUGUUUAAGGACUCAGUCCAGCCUGGCUGUUCAUGUCUGUUCAAUAGAACAGGGAUGGAACCACAGAGUCAUCUCUCCUCACAGAGCUGAGACAUCUGCAGCAAGAGCUGAGUUGCCUUAGGUUCCCUCUGUAGCUGAGAGUGCCAGAGGAGGCGUCAUCAGGAAAUCUUACCUAGGUGCAAUCUCAAACAGCUCUGUUCUUUACUGUGGUGUUGACUCUUGAAUUUCACAGUGCUGGUUAAGACUUGCUGAACUGGCAGUCGGGGAAAAGAGAUUCUUCUACCUUAGCUCAGGGAUUUUUGUUACUGAUGCACCAAGUGACCUUGAGGAAUUUGCUUAUUCACUGUAGGUUGAUUCAGCCCAUAUCUUUGAAGCCUAAAGUGCCAGGUGUUGCUGGAGCCAGCUUUUGUAGUUUAGGGAAAAUGGUAAUGUAUCAUUUUUGCUGACAAAUUUGUAGAUCCUGCACAGAACCUUUCAAUGUGUGCACUUAGGUUAGUGUGAAGUGUGUAGUAUUUUCAGUUGAACAUGAACAACGUGGGAUAUUGCUAAAAGGCAAAAUAAGCCUUUUUCCUCCCUUCCCAUACUCAUUCUUCAUUUUUAUGCACUGCUGUUAGAGCUGUUGAGCAGCUUUAGAUUUCUCCCUCAGAUGAAUGAAGAAUGCAACACUUCAGGUGGGGUUUGUUGCUUGGUUCCAGUGAUGAGCAUAGCUGAGGGUGUGUGUCUGCAGUUUCCUUUGACCUCACCAGAAUGGUCUGCAGAAGAAUGGUAAACAUUCACCUGAUUGCUAUCUUUUGAGGAACCUGUGGCAGAUCCACGCAGAAACAUUGCCACAGCCUCCUUGCUGCAGCAUGACUAAUGUGACAACACCAAAAUCAAAGCCAUUUUGACAGCACCUAGCAAACGAGGGAAAUGUGUGGGAAGGUACUGGAAAAGGAGUUAAAUGGUGUAGUAUGUGUGUUAAUUCCUUAACAAAACUGUGUGAGGUAAGAGAGCCUGAGAAGAGUUGUCCUCAUCCUGGAAUUCUGCGUUUAAGAAAAGUUCUCACUGUUAUGAAUGGUUCUAGUGGGCUGUGAACACCUUCA
Molecule: messenger RNA, 8202 nt
Organism: Corapipo altera (White-ruffed manakin)
Lineage: Eukaryota; Metazoa; Chordata; Aves; Passeriformes; Pipridae
Gene: KDM4A
Product: lysine demethylase 4A
Exons: 22
Coding region: 143-3304 (1053 amino acids)
Biological process (GO): chromatin remodeling
Cellular component (GO): nucleus
Molecular function (GO): histone H3K36 demethylase activity; histone H3K9 demethylase activity
Source: RefSeq, a predicted model, not a curated record